Molecule: messenger RNA, 639 nt
Organism: Drosophila obscura
Lineage: Eukaryota; Metazoa; Arthropoda; Insecta; Diptera; Drosophilidae
Exons: 2
Coding region: 80-595 (171 amino acids)
Source: RefSeq, a predicted model, not a curated record
UGGCAACCCUGGCACAUUUUCACCAGUCAUCGGGGACAUUUCACAGAGGAGAAAAAAAAAAUUUUUCUGCAAGUUAAAGAUGAAUUUCAAUUGGCCUGAUUAUGAAAACCGCGAUCUAUUUGGGUACUAUAUUGCCCCUAGAAGCAGCCCCCAGGGAAAACAGAUUCCCAAUAAGGAGACAGUGGAGGACAAGCCGUUCUUUGCCAGCAACAUUGAGCACUAUCCGCACUUGCCGCAGCCGAACGGCCUCAGCUGGGUGCCCAAGUACCUGACCUACGCGGAUCUGUCGGAGGCCGUGGACAAGGGCUUCGACCCGAUACAGUUGCGCCCAGCCAACCAAUGCUGGUCCCAGCUCAAGUCUCAGGGCCAGACUCUGUUCGAUUGGCCGACAUACACUCAGUCUCAAGUCCAGUUGGGAGCCAACAAUGAAAAGCAGGAGAAUUGGCGUCUGCCAAAUGGCGAAAACAUGGGACCAGCAGUCGCUUACAAAAACUCUACUACCUGGCCAAAUCUGGCCAAUCAGCAGUUCGCGGGAGCUGCCGUAGCCCCCCAGCAGCGCGCCCCGUAUGGAUAUUGCACCGAUAUGCAUUACUGAACAAUUCACAACUAUAAUUAAAGGAGAUAUCAAUAAAUAGGAAA